Messenger RNA from Perca fluviatilis (European perch), 3830 nucleotides. It is a transcript of the gene nf2a, whose product is annotated as neurofibromin 2a (merlin). Lineage: Eukaryota; Metazoa; Chordata; Actinopteri; Perciformes; Percidae. Gene Ontology annotation, molecular function: actin binding; cell adhesion molecule binding. The record is from RefSeq and is a predicted model, not a curated record. The coding region runs from base 609 to 2384 and encodes 591 amino acids. The transcript is spliced from 16 exons. Gene Ontology annotation, cellular component: plasma membrane; cytoskeleton; adherens junction. Gene Ontology annotation, biological process: regulation of cell shape; positive regulation of early endosome to late endosome transport; positive regulation of protein localization to early endosome.
CGCUAUUAAAGCAGCAGCAGGUAGCUAGCUAGCUAGCGCUUCGUUUCCAGCAUAGUUUAUGCGGCAACAGAAGUGUUUUGAACUGUCCAGAGGGGGUGUAUUGGAUUGGAAAUUUCUCAGAAGCGGAGAUGAAAAUGUUAACGUUUUUUACGGUAUAAAGACGUAUAACUUUAGUGCAAGAUAAGGGCGUAUAUUGGAUAUGUAGUUAACGUUCAUGUUAUAGUUUCUAUUUAACCUAGCUAACGUUAGCAGCAAGCCUAGGACAGUGCAUUGUAAGUAUCAGCUCAUGCUAAAUGUAAACUUUUAGUUGUGUAGCUAACGUAAAAUAACCAUAAAAAAAUGGUUAUAUAUACCAUAGAAUACGCAGUGUGUAUGAGACAUUAAUAAACUAAGAACAUGUCAAUGAAAGCCUUAUGCAAACUUUAAUGGAACUUUUAGCUAAACAUCCAUUGAUUGUUAAGCUGGACAGUCGCAUGCAUAUAUCUGUGUUUAUCGUAUGAUAAGGUCUAAUCUGCUGUCUACACCAUAGACCUAAUGGCAUGCGAACUUAAUUUUUUAGUAAUUAACGCAUUUUAAAAACUAAAAGUUAAGUUUAUUAGCUAUUCGCGAUGGCAAGUGCCUUGGCAGCGAAAAUGGGAUUUACCUCACUAUUGAGAAAACAAGCCAGGAACUUCAACGUCAGGAUCUGCACAAUGGAGUCAGACAUGGAGUUCAGCUGCGAGGUCAAGUGGAAAGGUAAAGACCUUUUUGACUUUGUGUGCCGGACUCUGGGACUGAGGGAGACAUGGUUUUUUGGGCUCCAGUACAACAUCAAGGACACAGUUGCUUGGCUGAAAAUGGAAAAGAGGGUUCUGGAUCAGGAGGUACCAAAGGAGGAACCAAUCACCCUUUACUUUCUGGCCAAGUUUUACCCUGAAAAUGCUGAGGAGGAGCUAGUGCAAGAUAUCACACAACAUCUUUUCUUCCUACAGGUGAAGAAGAAGAUCCUCGAGGAGGAGAUUCACUGUCCACCUGAGGCCUCUGUGCUGCUGGCCUCCUACGCCGUCCAUGCCAAGUACGAAGACUACGACCCCAGUGUCCACAAACCUGGCUUCUUGGCUAAGGAGGAACUGCUUCCAAAGAGGGUUAUUAACUUGUACCAGAUGACUGCAGAAAUGUGGGAGGAGAGGAUCACAGCCUGUUAUGCAGAGCACAGGGGCAGGACGAGGGAUGAAGCUGAGAUGGAGUAUUUAAAAAUAGCUCAGGACCUGGACAUGUAUGGCAUCAAUUUCUUUUUAAUCAGGAAUAAAAAGGGAACAGAUCUUCUUCUGGGUGUGGAUGCCCUGGGUCUGCACAUCUACGAGCCGGACAACAGGCUGACGCCCAAGUGCUCUUUCCCUUGGAAUGAGAUCCGCAACAUCUCCUACAGCGACAAGGAGUUUACCAUCCAACCUGUGGACAAAAAAACCAGUGUUUUCAAGUUCAACUCUUCACGGCUAAGAGUCAACAAGUUGAUCCUCCAGUUGUGUAUAGGGAACCAUGACCUGUUUGUGCGCCGGCGGCGGGUGAACUCACUUGAAGUACAGCAGAUGAAGUCUCAGGCCAGAGAGGAGAGGGCCAGGAAACAGGUAGAGAGGCAGCGUCUGCAGAGGGAGAAGAAGCUGCGGGAGGAGGCAGAGAGAGCCAGGGACGAGCUGAAAAGGAGGCUGAUUCAGCUGCAGGACGAGGCUCACAUGGCCAACGAUGCACUGCUGCGUUCGGAGCAGACGGCGGACCUGCUAGCUGAAAAGGCCCAGAUUGCGGAAGAGGAGGCUAAGCUGCUGGCCCAGAAAGCUGCAGAGGCCGAGACAGAGAUGCAACGCAUGAAAGCGACUGCCAUCCGUGGCCAGGAGGAGCGGCGGCUCAUGGAGCAGAAGAUGCUGGAGGCAGAGAUGCUGGCCCUCAAGAUGGCUGAGGAAUCGGAAAGGAGGGCCAAGGAGGCUGAGCUGCUGAAACAGGACCUGCAGGAAGCCAGGGAGUCGGAGCGCAGGGCAAAGCACAAGCUGCUGGAGGUUACCAGCAGGGCUGUCUACGCGUCUCCUGGACUGCCGUCUGACAGCAUGCCUCCAGACCUGAGCUUCAGCAAGGAGAACCUGAGCUUUGAAUUUAAAGAUACCGACAUGAAACGUCUCUCCAUGGAGAUCGAGAAGGAGAAAGUCGAGUACAUGGAGAAGAGCAAGCACCUGCAGGAGCAGCUGAAUGAGCUGAAGACUGAGAUUGAAAGUCUGAAGAUGAAAGAGAGGGAAACUCCUCUGGAUGUCAUUCACAACCAGAACACUGAGCAGGGGACCAGCAAGCACAGCAACUUUAAAAAGUUAACGCUACAGAGCACCAAGUCAAGGGUGGCCUUCUUUGAGGAACUUUAAACUACACACCUGUAAAAGUGGGGAUGCACAACUGCCAAGUGCCUCAUGAUUCUACAUUCCUAGGUCAGUUUCUGUGAUGGCCACACUACAAGACCUUAUGCUCCAUUUCCUGAGAAAGCACUAUGAAACACAAAAAAUUGACCACUGCCUUGAUCUGCAGCAGCUCCAGGGGUCUCAUGUGUACGCACAAACAGGGAUGGAACAGAGUGUGUGUUUACCGCAAGUGUGUGUGCAAUACAGCACAUCUGUCAUGAAUAUUUCGUUGUGAACUUGGGUGUGGGUUAUCAAAGAACAAAGGUGUGAAGAAAUAAAAAAAGGUCUUUGACUGCUCCGGUUUUGCUGUGGCUCUAAUGAGACCCUAUUUUUGAAGUUUAGAAUAGUUAUUAUAUCAUGUCCAAAUGGGGUGACCUAUAUUUUUUGACUUUGAAAUUCAAAUGGAAAUAAACCACUAAGGGAUACAUUUGAACAAGAGAAGGAAUUGAUUAUAUGGCUGAUAUGUUGUCCUUACCCUGACUCAAAUAUUUGAUAUUUAGUGGUUAUACAGUAGGCAGCCUAUUUGAUUCAUAAUGCCAACCCAUUCUUCCAUAUAAUACAGUAUUUUCUUUUUUUAUUUAAUAACGUGAUUCUGCUUUUGUUUUCUUGUUUCAAUGGAAUGUUUAAAUAACAAAAUGUAAUGUUCAUUUAGCAGAAACAGGGCAUUUCUUUGCCAUGAUACAUUUAAACAGCCAUUUAUUGCUAAUAGUGGGAGUUGAUGGACUGUGGUGGAUAUUACUGUUCUCAACACAAAAAUCCACUUCUUCAAUUUAUAAUUAAGUAUUUUGUCUUGGUUGUGUUGUGUGAGCAGUGUUCUUUUUAAAUCUCAGAAUUUGUGUCCAUGUUUAUUUCUAUGGGGAAUGUACACAAAAUGUUGUACAUGAGGCCUUAGGACCUGCGUUUACAUCCUGUAAAGAAGUCAUGUGGCAUAUCUCUACAAACACUUGAUUAGGUUGUCCUCAUGCAAGGGCACUGUGCUCUGCUCUCGAAAGUAAAAUGACGGCCAUUAGUACUAGGUUGUUCUUAGAAUUCAAACUGGAUGAAGGAAUUGUGAUUUUUAAAUGUGAGCUUGUGCACAUCCAUCAUCUAUCUCAUUUUUUUGUGUGAAGACAACCACUUUUUCGAAACAUGAAUUUGCAUUUAUUUUGAAUUAAUGUGUCUUCUGAAUUAAUGUGCUCUUUCCCUCUGAAAGCAAUUUUAUUUUUUUAUAGGGAAUAAUAAUGAAUGAAUGCAUAAUAAUGUGAGGAAAAUAUAUUUUUUUCUUCUUGUCUGCUUUUAACAAGGAUAGUAAGGAGUAUUUAAAAUGAAACUGGGUGGAGUUAAAGUACCUUUGUUACUAGAUAUACAUAUCCACAGAAACAUUGUAACAGAUAGGUAUGUUUUGCUUGUAAAAUAAAGGAAUAUCAGGUCAGA